Eurytemora carolleeae is the source of this 774-nucleotide messenger RNA. Its product is annotated as syntaxin-12. Gene Ontology annotation, biological process: vesicle-mediated transport; vesicle fusion; intracellular protein transport. The record is from RefSeq and is a predicted model, not a curated record. Lineage: Eukaryota; Metazoa; Arthropoda; Copepoda; Calanoida; Temoridae. The transcript is spliced from 8 exons. Gene Ontology annotation, molecular function: SNAP receptor activity; SNARE binding. Bases 1 to 645 code for a protein of 214 amino acids. Gene Ontology annotation, cellular component: membrane; SNARE complex; synaptic vesicle.
AUGGAGGGGUACAGUAACAGCUACCAGAAUGGGCAUCAGAUCCAGCACUACACGAACCAGCUGGCCAAGGACACGAGCAAGCAGUUGAAGGACCUGAACGAGUUCCCCACGGAUACAGCAGUUGAUCCCAGACAAUGGAAACUGCAACGAGAGAAAUUCACGUCAGACUUCACGCGCGCCCUGGAUACUUUUCAACGCGCGCAAAGACAGGCCGCGCAGAAAGAAAAGGAUGUUAUAAGGAAAUACAAGAAUCAGUCUGGGUUUGGUGUUCAGGAUCAGAACCUUAUAGAUAUAGAAGGAGGAGCUUCACAGACUAGAACUCAGGUUAUGUUAGAAGAAGAACAGAAUGUUGAAAUGUUGCAGGAGAGAGAGCGAGCAGUACGUCAACUGGAGGCUGAUAUCGGAGAUGUGAAUCAGAUAUUUAAAGACUUAGCCGCCAUGGUUCAUGAUCAGGGUGAGCUGGUUGAUUCUAUAGAAGCAAACGUUGAGUCGUCUUCAGUUCGGGUAGAGGAGGGAACACAGCAGUUACUUCAGGCAGAGAGAUAUCAGAACAAGGCGCGGAGAAAGAAAAUGAUCCUGGCUCUGAUAGGAAUAAUUAUUCUCAUCAUUCUUAUCAUUAUUAUUGCCUACUCAGCUAAAAACUAGUCAGAAAACAGUUUUACAAUAGUUAGUGAAAAAUUAUAUAGUUGUAAAAUGUAUAUCCAAAUAUUUGUCCUGUUAUCCAACAAUUUUGUCAUAAUUUCCUAGACGUCAAAAAAAUAUUGUUUUUGAGAG